This is a messenger RNA of Pseudocercospora fijiensis CIRAD86, 425 nucleotides long. RefSeq lists its product as uncharacterized. The record is from RefSeq and is a predicted model, not a curated record. Bases 69 to 329 code for a protein of 86 amino acids. NCBI's taxonomy places the organism in Eukaryota, Fungi, Ascomycota, Dothideomycetes, Mycosphaerellales, Mycosphaerellaceae. The transcript has a single exon.
CAGCAAUGCUGUAGCGAGCAUUCUCGCCAGCACCUUUACCGAACACGUCCAUGAGUUGACUCAUUUCGAUGAUCACCAACUACAAAAUCUGUCACAAUUCUCCUUCAUUGGACAGUCCAAAGUCGGAGCGUACUUCUGGAGGCAAGCGAACCAAGCCAAGCACAAACUCUCAAUACGACUUGCCUUACGCCAAAGCGGCGCUGCAAGUGCUCGGCAUGGUCGAUGUCGCUGGUGGAAUGGUUCCAUGGUGUAUAUCACCCGGUCAGAUCAAGACUGCGAACGGGUUGAGCCAUGCAUGCUUAGACUCGAUUCAUGCUGCAGGAGUAUGAAAGACACAAGGAGGAGCAUGGAAUUCGUGUCGAGAUCGAUCCCGACAUAAAUGAGGCAGCCAAGCUGGUUGAAUACGAUGAAUUGCACAUGAAUUG